AUGGCGCUGCGCGCUGCUCCCCGGCAUGCCCGGUGGCUGGCGCGCGCGCUCCUGGCGCCGGGGGCGGCCCGCGCAGCCCCGCUCGCAGCGCGCGUCUCGGCUCUGCCGCUGCCGGGCCCCCUCCCCGCGCUCCCCGCCGCGCGUUUCGCCAGCAGCGGGCCGCAGGGGACCGAAGGAGGGGGGCCGCAGCGGCGGGUGGUGGUGGUGCGCAUCACCAACCCCCUGGCGUGGCUCCGCACCCGCUUCUAUUACCUGCUCAUCCGCCUCUACUUCGACUCGGAGUUCAGCAUCGAAGAGUUCACGCGCGGCGCCAAGCAGGCCUUUUCCGUUGUUUCACAGCUGCUGUCUCAGCGUAAACUUGACCUGCUGGACGGCCUGGUUUCAGCAGAGGUACUUCAGAUGUUGAAGGAAAAGAUUUCUUCACUCUCUGAGAACCAUAGGGAUGCUUUAGCAGCUGACAUGGAUGCAAUCAUGUACACAACAGAAGGAGAUGUUCGCAUUUACUAUGAUGAUGAUGGAAGAAAGUUUGUUAGUAUCCUGAUGCGUUUUUGGUAUCUGAAUGGUGCUAACCUACCUGAUGAAGUACCAGGUGAAACCAAAGUCUUUCAGAUUGUGUUUGGAGACGAAAGCACAAAGGAAAAAAGACAUAUUUUAACAGCAAACUAUGAGUUCCAAAGGGAAUUUACAGAAGGAGCAAAACCAGACUGGACAAUUACACGAAUUGAACAUCCAAAGCUAUUAGAAUAAAUGCCUUCUGCAGAAUCUUUACAUUGUAAAUGUUCUGUUGUUACAAAUAUCAGACAUUUUAGCCUAUUUUUUUUUCUUCUUUUCCAAAAGGAGGGAAGAACUUUGUAUGUUUGAUUUACCCAAAAUUGUUUCUGAAGUUUAUGCUAUGCUGAAACUUUGCAAUAAAGCCUUUUCCAUGGAA
Messenger RNA from Phasianus colchicus (ring-necked pheasant), 928 nucleotides. RefSeq names its product matrix AAA peptidase interacting protein 1 (gene MAIP1). Lineage: Eukaryota; Metazoa; Chordata; Aves; Galliformes; Phasianidae. Gene Ontology annotation, biological process: protein insertion into mitochondrial inner membrane from matrix. The record is from RefSeq and is a predicted model, not a curated record. Gene Ontology annotation, molecular function: ribosome binding. Gene Ontology annotation, cellular component: mitochondrial inner membrane.